UUGUGUCUCCCACAGGUAGUGAGAGAACUGGAGGAGAUUGAUGACUGGCCCUACAUGAUGUACCUGUGGGCCUUUUUCCACUGGCUGGCCAUGUCAUCCACCUGCUACAACCCCGUCAUCCUCUGCUGGAUGAACACAAAGUUCCGGUCUGGCUUCUGCGAGGUGGCUUACGCUAUGCCGUGUCUCCGAAGGUGCGUGGAUCAUUGGUUCUUCACUCAGGAACCGGAGCUGGUCCGUGUCAACACCUUCACCAACUACUCAAGAAGUGCUAGCAGCCGGCUGGUCACUAUCUCCCUUAAAGACGACACCAUCAUCUUCAAGAGUAGGAACAUGAACGGGCACAAGGGGGCGCAGCCUUCUUACAACUGCAGGAGGUUUCUGCAGAUGCUGGAGGAGACUAGCAGUGAGUCUCCUUUGUGAGGGCGGAAUUUCGAGCUGGCUAAGCUCAAUGUUCCUCCGCAGGAGAGCAUGUGGAACCGGUUGAGGACUGACAACUGGAGUGGGGAUCUAGGUGAACACUUGGAGACACAGUUGUGAUAAAUGGGUGGAUGGGAGGAGUGAUAACUGGAGAAACGGCAGGAGUGAGCACAGCAAAUAUAUCAGAAGUGAUUGGAGAACUGGGAGAAGUGAUGACUGGAGAACAAGGAGAAGUAAUGACUGGAGAACUGGAAGAAGUGAUGACUGGAGAACUGGGAGAAGUGAUACCUGGAUGGGUAGUGGGAGUGACAGGUGGCAGAACGUGAAGAUAACAGUGACAACAAUCACGUGAAGUGCCUGCCACUGCUGUCAUUCCCCAAUAGCAACG
Messenger RNA from Cherax quadricarinatus, 805 nucleotides. The record is from RefSeq and is a predicted model, not a curated record. NCBI's taxonomy places the organism in Eukaryota, Metazoa, Arthropoda, Malacostraca, Decapoda, Parastacidae.